Messenger RNA from Recurvomyces mirabilis, 1320 nucleotides. RefSeq lists its product as uncharacterized. The record is from RefSeq and is a predicted model, not a curated record. The transcript has a single exon. Bases 1 to 1320 code for a protein of 439 amino acids. NCBI's taxonomy places the organism in Eukaryota, Fungi, Ascomycota, Dothideomycetes, Mycosphaerellales, Teratosphaeriaceae.
AUGGCAGACAUCAUGUCCACAAAUCAAUUAGAAGACAUCUCAAACGCUUUCACCGAAGCUCGCCGCAACUUACAAGACAUCAAGACGGCUCUUCAGCGUAGCGAAACAUCAUCUGCAGCGGAGAGGCAUCGUCGAGAAGCUGCGGAGUUAAAGUACCAGCAAUUGAUCGAGCACUUAUCCGAAGUCCUGCUUACGGACAAUGCCGCUUUCGAAGCAAGUCACAAGAAAAUGGACAAUGAGCGAAAAUCGACUGCUGCUGCUCGGAGGGAAACUGCUGAGGUCCAGAGGAGGCUUGACGAGGAGAGGGCUCGCAAUGACGAGUCGACAGCUAGAGUCGAUCGCUGGAGGGUAGCGUACGAGACCGAGCAGGCCGGGUCGGAAGAGACCGCGAAUUCUCUACGCACGUCAAACGAGCAGCUUGAGCGAGCGCGUCUCGAGAUUCGGACAGCCGAGUCGAUUAUGAUGGAGGCUCGCAGACCGAGGAACGAGACCAUUGACGCACUUUGGAGCGCGAGGACUGAAGCAGCGCAGGAGCUUGAGCGAACCAAAGCCGACGCACAAAAGAAGUUCGACGAUUUGAACAGCACACUCAACAUCGUAAUCAGUAAGGUCCAGGCGCAGCAUCACACGCACAUGGAGGGGCUCAGAGCCCUUCGCCACGAGGCCAGGACUACCGCUCAACUGACUGAAGCCAACCCUCGCACUGUCCGCCACGGACACCAAGCCGAGUUGGCGACUGCCAGAUUUCAGUCGCAUGUAAAUGGGUGGCUCAUUGGUGGUGGUUUUGCGCGCCAGCAGACCCAGCUUCAUGCACGGCAGACUUUCGAGGCUCAGCAGGGUAAUCAUGAGUUCUAUAUGAAUGCUUUGCAGGUCCAGCAUGAGCAGCAUAUCGAGGCGUUGCAGAUCAGUCAUCAGCAGACUAUUAGUGCUCUGCGUACUCGCGAAAAUGCCUACCAAGGAGCUUCUCGUGGUGAGCUCCAUAACGCGCAGAGGAACGAGGCCUUUCACUAUGACCUGUGGAUGAAGGAAAAGGAUCAGACUAUGCGACUUCAGGCGGCGUUGAAGAAGUGCGGCAAUGUUGAUGGAGAUGUUUCUGGUGAAGCAGAGAUCGUAGAUACACUACAGGACCCUGUUGCAGGUCCGUCAUCUCAGCGCUCUGCGCCGAACAACGGGCAGUCAGAACUGGCGACAAGAGACAAGAGCGACCUGGCGCCAACCGAUAAUGGAGAUGUUGAGCCAUUGAAUCUGCGACGUGGCGGCCGCGCUUCCCAUGCUUCCGUAGAAGAUGUCUUUGAGGUGAUCGAUCGCCCGGAUUUGUAG